AACAAGCGGUACCAUUGUGUACACUAUCUAGUAAUAUCAAGCUACAAAAUAAUACUAUUGCAAUGUUAUGAUUAUUGUGUCAAAAUAUUCAAGUAUAAUAAUUGCAGGUAAUUAAGUAAAAGAACGUUUGUGUUGUCAAGUAAAGUAAAGUAGUACGUUCGAACAAGUUUUAUUAAAAAUAUGGCGGAUCAAUGCGUGGAUACCGACGAGGGAGAUUGUUCUCCAGCAAAAAAACUUAAACUAGAUGUAGAAGACACUACUGAAAAAAACGAUGACAUGCAUGAAGCUGAAAUCAAUUUAUCCACCUUUGAAAUGAAAAGAAUAUUACAAAAUAAUAUUACGAGAAAACAAAUCUAUAUUGAAGGUACUUUCAAAGGUAGCGAAAGUCCCGCUAUUCUUUCAUUAGAAAAGACUACUUUUCCUACAGACGAAAUUUUUUUAAAGGAAGGAUUUUUUAAUGAAGAUACUACUAUGCAAAAAGUUUUUAGUAAUCAUAUUUAUGGAAAUUAUAAAUGUUUUCCAGUAAAAAAAUAUAAUGGUUUAAAAGUAUUGUUAAUACAUCCUGCUACAUCAAAACACAUUGAAAAGUUUAAAAAAAAAGACUUACAUAUCGUGGAUGAGACAUAUGAAUUAUACGAAAAAAUUACUUUACCUCAUAUUACAUCACAACAAUUUUCUUUAGAGUGGAUAGAUAAUAUUCUAGCUCAUAAAGCUGAACAAGAUAAAAUUGUAUACGAGGAUACAAAUAAAGAAACAGGUUUUAUAAUAGUACACGAUUUAAAAUGGGAUGGGCAACCUCAGUCACUAAAACUUUUAGCCCUUCCAUUUCAAAAAGUUAGAUCUAUGAGAGAAUUAAAUGCAUCGCAUCUUCCUCUAUUGAGAAAUAUACGUGAUUCUGGAACAGCAUGCAUAUCUGAAAAGUACAAUAUACCUUCGACUCAACUUAGGAUAUAUCUUCAUUAUCAACCAUCAUAUUAUUAUCUACAUGUUCAUUUUUCCUAUCUCAUGUUUGAAAAUUCAGGAGUACACAUUUAUAGGGCACAUCUUUUAUCCACUGUUAUAAAUAAUCUAGAAUUAAUGCCAGACUACUACACAAAAUGUAUUCUCUCAUUUUUGGUAUUUGAAGGAGAUGAAUUAUGUACUAAAUUCCGGGAACAUGGAAUUGUGGGAAAAAAGAAAUCUGAGUCUGAAGAAACAUAAGUGAGAUUUAUAAAACAAAAUUAUUUUAUAAAAAUUAUUAUAUAUAUAUAUAUAUAAAAC
This is a messenger RNA of Polistes dominula (European paper wasp), 1260 nucleotides long. It is a transcript of the gene Dcps, whose product is annotated as Decapping enzyme, scavenger. Gene Ontology annotation, biological process: deadenylation-dependent decapping of nuclear-transcribed mRNA. Gene Ontology annotation, molecular function: hydrolase activity; RNA 7-methylguanosine cap binding. The record is from RefSeq and is a predicted model, not a curated record. NCBI's taxonomy places the organism in Eukaryota, Metazoa, Arthropoda, Insecta, Hymenoptera, Vespidae. Gene Ontology annotation, cellular component: nucleus; P-body.